Ruditapes philippinarum (Manila clam) is the source of this 7888-nucleotide messenger RNA. RefSeq lists its product as uncharacterized. Gene Ontology annotation, molecular function: DNA binding. Lineage: Eukaryota; Metazoa; Mollusca; Bivalvia; Venerida; Veneridae. The record is from RefSeq and is a predicted model, not a curated record. The transcript is spliced from 11 exons. The coding region runs from base 334 to 1806 and encodes 490 amino acids.
AAAUAUACUGUCUUGCUUUACUGCACUGCGAAUGUUGCAUGACGGUGGGACGCGUUUUUAUUUAUCAUGUUAGAAACAUUCUGAAAGAAAAAAAAUAUAUAUCCGAACGUUGAUACAGCUUACAUUGUGUCGCGGAUUAAUCAGUUGUUUUCAUCAUAAUGGAUAUGUUUUGUUUCGAAGCGAAUUGUUUCAGAAUUUUUGUUUUGCGUGUUGUUGUACAUUUUCGCUACAGCUGUUUGGGUUUUCAUUAGUCUUAGUCGUAAAAGUCCCACUUUAUUCCGGACAUAAGAAAUUAAUCACCCGAUCAGGCUCGCACAGUGUGUCAUUAUUUAAAUGCCCAAAGUAGACAACAGUCUAAACCGGACAUUGUGGCCUCUUGUAACGAUGUCGUCUGCAACUGGCAUAAAAUGUUACAAGAAGCUGGAUUAUUGUCCGAAAGGACAUCAGAUGGAAAAAUGUGACCUGAACGGAGAAGCCGGGCGGUAUUGCAAGCAGUGUGGGGAACUGACUUUCCAGCCAGAUAAGAACAGAUAUGGCGACCAGUGCAAAUACAGGCAGACCUGCGACAAGUACCGUAUGAGCUAUAAAGACUAUGGCAGCAAGACACAUGAUGCGGAGUGCGUCUGCGAUCUUGGCUACCAUUUUGAAAGUACGGACCAACGCGCAUGCGUGCCAAAUAAAGUAUGCGGAAAGGGAUACGGACAGGGGUCAUUCGGUUUUUGUGAAAAUUGUAUACAGAAGGACAUGUGGUCGGAUACACAAGACACGUAUUCCACGUGUAAACCACUUAGAAAUUGUGAAAAAGAAGGGCGAUGUACAUUGUCGAAAAGCAAUGGCACUAAUGAUAACAAAUGUGGACCAAAAAUCAACGAUGUGUCCAAAUGUGGUGUCAUCCAGUAUACAACACCGAGUCCAACCGAACCCUCCUCCACGGGACUCAUACUUGGGGUAGUGUUUGGUGUAUUAGGGGCCCUACUUUUGAUUCUUGUGAUACUUGUGUGUUGUCUCCGACGCCGACAGAGGGCCAGGAAACGUCAGAUUCGGACCGAACAGCUGGAAGAACUUUUGCCAGAAAUCAUCAAACGUUCGAGAAAAGACGAGAAAUAUUGUAAUUCUGUUUUGGACGCUCUACAGAAAGAAGUUGAAGAUAGAAUAAAUAAUCAGAUCUGGGAUUUACCGAGAGAGUUGUUUAGGAACCAUAUAGAACCUGCAAGAUAUGAGGUGCUUGUCGAGAAAUACAGAGAUAAGCAACAUAAAUUCGCGAUCAACGGUUACAUGCAGGAUUGGCGCGGAUGGCGGGGAAACACCGGUGACGCCGUUGAGGAACUUGUUGGCUGUCUACGUCACGAGAACGUCAAACGAAUGGAUAUAGUUCUAGAAGUUGUCAACAAAAUGAGUGAAGACUUCCCAGAGGUUGUCGAUGGUUACGACAGGUCGAACAAGCGGAAACCUGGGUCUGCAAGCUAUUGUGCUAUCUUGUUCCCAUGUGCUUGCCAGGAAAACGAGAAAGACAAUUACGAAUGUAAAGAAACUUCCAGCAGACUUCUUUCAGAUGUAUCAGUAAAUGAAAAAGACAAUGGCCACGUACCGCCACCUAGCGAACCACGUGACCCAAAUAUUCCUCCGCCUGAAGGUGGCGCUAUUGAUCCACAUGAUGCUGGUGCUAUUUAUAGAGACUCGGCAACGCCAAGUGCAACGCCAAGUGCACCAAUUUUAGAUGGAGAAGACAUUUAUCCUCAUGUUGAGGUCAAAGGUCAACAUUUUUACGAUAGAUCCGAGUCGGUUCCAGUGCAAGCAAGCAGUUAGGUGCUCAAACCAUAUCGUGACUGCCUAAUAUUCUUUUUUUUUGUGAUUUACGCAAUUUAAUACUUGUGUUCCAGAGUGUAUUGACAUCAUUGAUAGCACGUGCUUUGAGACUCCAAAAUGAGACGCUUAGUUGACUGAUGAUUGUUUUAUAUUAAAACUGAAUUUUAGCCCAAUGAUGUGAAUAUUUGCUAAGUAAUGGAGCUUUUAAAGCACACUAUAACCAGACCCUUCUGUGUCCAGGUGGAGUUUGAUAAAGGAUUUCAAGUGAAUGGACUUUUUAUAGGACAUGAAUGUAGUAAAUACAAAUGCAAAUUUUUACAUCAGCACCGUUGACCUAUUACGUAACAAGGUCAGCCAGCGUUCUUUUGAAUGAAAAAUGGACUAGAUUCAUUUGCAAACUGUAGACAAAUGGUUUCAUUAAUGAUCAUGAUAAAGGAUUGAAAGUAUGAAUUGUAUUGCUGUACAUUAUUCAAUCACUGUGAAGUUUUUGCAAACUUGUGCGCUUUGGUCUCAAAGACAGCGCAUGCGCAAUGUUUUGAAACAUGCAUCAUAAUCACGUGACAUCCUCAUAUUGGUAUAUUCGGGCCUUUUCCGCUGUUUUUGCCUAAAAUGUAAAUGUAAAAGAAAUACAUGUGAAAAAACAACACUUUAAUGGUCUACUUUGUAAUCAAAUUCAAUACAAGGUGACGAAAUAUGCACAUGUAUAUAGAAAUAAAUUUAUUAGACACUCGUAGAAAAAACCGGUAUACUAUUAUGUAUUCGUGAAUAGAUUACGAUAGUUAAAACUGAAUGACAAGUUAAUAAUUUGAUAUCUGAUGUGCUUAAUUAUUUACAUUUUCAUUUGACAUGAAAUUCAGUAAAAAGACAUUAAUUUGCUAACAUCUUAAAAAAUAUUUCUUCACAAAUCAGCACCCAGUAUAUGCCAUAGUAGGUCAUUGAAUAAAUUAUUAAGUCGCUUAAAGUCAUUUUAAGAACAUUUGAAAACGGUUACUAUUAUUAUUCUUUGUUUAUAGUUUCCCGAUUAAUUAGGGAAAAAAAUAUAAGAUGUUAUUUUACUGGAAAUAAAAUUUUGAAAGUAUUUAAUUUUUAUUUUUCAAAAAUUUAGGUCAUGUUAUAAUUUCGUAGAAAAAAAAGAUAAAAUGAAGUGAAAUAGAUUAAUAAAACCUAAAUUUGUAGACCGUUAUAUCACCUCUGAAACAAAAGUAUAUAUAUUCAACUCUUUUUUUAGCCCAUACAUCUCAAAUUGUGCAUUGGGUGUUCUUUAUUUUCUGUAUUUUGGUUAAACAUGCAUAAGUAUAUUUACUUGUGGAUAAUGACUUUCAAAUAAUUUGUGUUUGUUUUGUCAGAUAGCUAAUGUUGAAGCAUGGUUGCUUGUAGGUGAAACUUUGCAUUCCAAUUUUUUUCUAUUUCGUUAGAUUUUUUUUUCAACCUUGUUUCUUUCUUUGUCUCAAACCAUUUCUUCAUAAUUUACCAAAGAAAAAUGUCUGUCUAUCAUAUUAAAAUAGUGCAAUUAAUGACCCCAAAGAAAAUGUUCUACAAAAACUUUUUUCAUUUUUAGCUCGACUUUUCUAUGAAAAGGGGAGCUAUCCUACUCGCCCCGGCGUCGGCGUCGGCGUCGGCGUCGGCGUUGGCGUUGGCGUCACACCUUGGUUAAGUUUUUCGUACCACCCCACUUUAUUUCAGAAGUAUUACAAGUAUGGCUUUGAAACUUACCAUACUUGUUCACCAUCAUAACCUCCAUCUACAGACAAGAGUACAUAACUCUGUCAAAGGUUUUUGACAGAAUUAUGGCCCUUUUUUGACUUAGAAAGUGUAUUGAGCUUGGUUAAGUUUUUUUGUACCACCUCACUUUUAUUUCAAAACCAUUGGAGGUAUUGCUUUGAAACUGACCAUACUUGUUUACCAUCACGACCUUCAUCAACAGACAAGAGGACAUAACUCUGUCAAGGUUUUUGACAGAAUUAUGCCCCUUUUUGACUUAGAAAAUACAUUGAAUAUGGGUAAAAUCCACUUAUUGCCUUAACCCUUUGAGAUAUUGCUUUGAAACUUUUAAUGCUAUUUCACAUCAUUACCCCCAUCUGUACGCAAGAGAAGGUAACUCUGUCAAGGAUUUGUUUUAAAAAUUAAGGCCUUUUAUCGACUUAGAAUCUUGGUUAAGUUUUUAGUACCAGUCCACUUUUUGACUGAACUGUUUGAGAUAUUAAUUUGAAAGUUGGAAUACUUGUUUACAAUCAUGAUUCCCAAACAUGUCCAGGAGAAGGUAAUUCUGUCAAAGAUUUUAUUUGAAUUAUGGCCCUUAACUGUCAAUGUUUUGUAUUAUAGGCAAGCACUAAAAAACUUAAAAAAUCUAAAAAAAUUCAUUCCUAUUCACUUGUUCACUUUACCAUAAAUUAUGUCAUAUAAACAUUGCUGUAAUAUUCAAGGGUAUCAAACAACUAGUUAUUUUUCUCUUUUUGUACUUGAAAUUAAAAUCAGUAGUAUAUGCAUAUUUCACAUUUUAUCUCGCCUAUUUGAUUGGUGGACAAGUGACCAGCUACAGUGUUCAAGGGUAUCACACAAUUCAGUAAAAUAAUUCUUCACUAAAUAUCUUAAUGCUCAUGGCCAUUGUUCACUUUAAAAAUACAGAGAUUCUUGUAUUGCCUUUUACUGCAAAAACUUUUUUUAUUGGCAAGCAAUAAAAAAGUCGAGCGCGCUGUCUUACGGACAGCUCUUGUUUUAUAUGAUGCAAUGUACUCAACCAUCGUUUUUAGCUCGACUUUUCUAUGAAAAGGGGAGCUAUCCUACUCGCCCCGGCGUCGGCGUCGGCGUUAGCGUCGGCGUUGGCGUCACACCUUGGUUAAGUUUUUCGUACCACCCCACUUUAUUUCAGAAGUAUUACAAGUAUGGCUUUGAAACUUACCAUACUUGUUCACCAUCAUAACCUCCAUCUACAGACAAGAGUACAUAACUCUGUCAAGGUUUUUGACAGAAUUAUGGCCCUUUUUUAGCUCGACUUUUCUAUGAAAAGGGGAGCUAUCCUACUCGCCCCGGCGUCGGCGUUGGCGUCACACCUUGGUUAAGUUUUUCGUACCACCCCACUUUAUUUCAGAAGUAUUACAAGUAUGGCUUUGAAACUUACCAUACUUGUUCACCAUCAUAACCUCCAUCUACAGACAAGAGUACAUAACUCUGUCAAGGUUUUUGACAGAAUUAUGGCCCUUUUUUGACUUAGAAAGUGUAUUGAGCUUGGUUAAGUUUUUUGUACCACCUCACUUUAUUUCAAAACCAUUGGAGGUAUUGCUUUGAAACUGACCAUACUUGUUUACCAUCACGACCUUCAUCAACAGACAAGAGGACAUAACUCUGUCAAGGUUUUUGACAGAAUUAUGCCCCUUUUUGACUUAGAAAAUACAUUGAAUAUGGGUAAAAUCCACUUAUUGCCUUAACCCUUUGAGAUAUUGCUUUGAAACUUUAAUGCUAUUUCACAUCAUUACCCCCAUCUGUACGCAAGAGAAGGUAACUCUGUCAAGGAUUUGUUUUAAAAAUUAAGGCCUUUUAUCGACUUAGAAUCUUGGUUAAGUUUUUAGUACCAGUCCACUUUUUGACUGAACUGUUUGAGAUAUUAAUUUGAAAGUUGGAAUACUUGUUUACAAUCAUGAUUCCCAAACAUGUCCAGGAGAAGUAAUUCUGUCAAAGAUUUUAUUUGAAUUAUGGCCCUUAACUGUCAAUGUUUUGUAUUAUAGGCAAGCACUAAAAAGUCGAGCGCGCUGUCUUACGGACAGCUCUUGUUGACUUAGAAAGUGUAUUGAGCUUGGUUAAGUUUUUUGUACCACCUCACUUUAUUUCAAAACCAUUGGAGGUAUUGCUUUGAAACUGACCAUACUUGUUUACCAUCACGACCUUCAUCAACAGACAAGAGGACAUAACUCUGUCAAGGUUUUUGACAGAAUUAUGCCCCUUUUUGACUUAGAAAAUACAUUGAAUAUGGGUAAAAUCCACUUAUUGCCUUAACCCUUUGAGAUAUUGCUUUGAAACUUUUAAUGCUAUUUCACAUCAUUACCCCCAUCUGUACGCAAGAGAAGGUAACUCUGUCUAGGAUUUGUUUUAAAAAUUAAGGCCUUUUAUCGACUUAGAAUCUUGGUUAAGUUUUUAGUACCAGUCCACUUUUUGACUGAACUGUUUGAGAUAUUAAUUUGAAAGUUGGAAUACUUGUUUACAAUCAUGAUUCCCAAACAUGUCCAGGAGAAGGUAAUUCUGUCAAAGAUUUUAUUUGAAUUAUGGCCCUUAACUGUCAAUGUUUUGUAUUAUAGGCAAGCACUAAAAAACUCAACUCAGUUUUUUUUUCUUUCUUACCAGCCCUCUUUUGACUUAAACAUUUCAAACUUUGCUGCAGUGUUCAAGGGUAUCACACAAUUCAGUAAAAUAAUUCUUCACUAAAUAUCUUAAUGCUCAUGGCCAUUGUUCACUUUAAAAAUACAGAGAUUCUUGUAUUGCCUUUUACUGCAAAAACUUUUUUUAUUGGCAAGCAAUAAAAAAGUCGAGCGCGCUGUCUUACGGACAGCUCUUGUUUUCUCUGCACUUGAGUUCAUAUAUAAGUGACCUCUAUUCCACCCUCAUUAUUUGCCUCUGCAUUUAUUCAUUUAUAAGUUUAUAUAUAAUGCCCCUCAAAAUGUUCUAUUCGAAAUUAAACUGCAUGUAAAUUAAAAGUGUUUCAGUGUGAACUAUUCUUUACUGUCAGUGUAUAGUAUUUGUUGAACAAAAAUGUAUUUGUUAAGUUUUAAUAUGUUAUUUCUAGCUCCACUAUUCGAAGAAUUGGGACAGCUAUUGUACUCGCCCUGACGUCGGCGUCACGCUUGGGUUAAAAUUUUUGCUUGUAAGUCGGUAUCUCUAAAACUACAAAGGGGAAUGUGUUGAAACUUCACACACUUCUCAGCGAGUAUUUAACAUGAUAGACACAGGUUCCACAACUCUUGAGUUAUCUUUUUACAGAGUUAUGUCCCUUUUCUUCUAGCUUUUCAAGCACUGAAAAUAGUCGAGCGAGCUGUCUUAUGGACAGCUCUUGUUUCCUUCUUACUUCACAUAUAACUUGUUGUGCUGUUUGAAUAGAUAUUUUACAUGUGUGUAUAUAUAUGUUAUAUUUUUGCUCUUGUUUUAUGUUUCAUUUUGCUGUUGUAGAAACGACAUUUUUUUGCUUAUGAAGAAAACAAAAUUAUGAAAUUCAGUUUUCUUUAAAGUAAAUUUGUAUUGUUUAAACAGAAAAAUGAAAUGUGAAUGAUUUUUAUGCAUUGAAAUGAACGCGUAUUUCGUUUCAUGAACCGGUGCGUCUGUAAAAUCCAAAUGUUAUAUAAAAAAAAAUCAAUGAUAUAUAUCGUGAAUAACCAUUAAGGCGUAUGUAUGUUAUUUGUCUUACUAUUUUAACUUUUGUUUGUCCAAGUUUUAUUUAAGUAAAUAAUAAUUAAUGUGUUUUUAAUGGCAUGUUUUAGUAUAUCAGUAAUGUAAUGGUAUAUAUGUAUUAUACCAAUUAUGUAAUGGUGUAGUUUAUAUUUUAAUGGUAUUCAUGUUUAAUAAUUGAGGAGAUUCAGCUGAGUGUUGGUUUGAAAACGCAGCCUGAAAAACUUGCUGUUUUCAUAAUCUGACGAAUGUACUUUAUACAUAAGCAUUUAAAUGAAUUCGUAUUGUAUAUUUAAAUUUAUUUUUUGUGUCUUCUCGAAUGAGGGGAUGGAUGACAAAUAAAAUCAUGAACAAAACAGAUGACCAUGUCAAUUUGUUAAUCAGAAUUUGAUAUUUUAUGGAUUUAGUUUAUUUUAUUUCACAAGCUUUUACAUUUACUAGUAAAUUUAAAACUUUUUCCGAUGUUUACUUUACAUUAUUUUUGAAAGCGUUUUAUUGACACCAAAACAUGAUGAUUUAUUAUGCAUUUACAUACCUAUACAAUGCCCGGUUUUGCUACAUUCUAGCAUGUCACGUGUGUUUAAUAUUUUUAUUAAAUGCUUGUUAACAUAAUUGUACAAUUUGUUGACUGCCAUGAUUGUUCUGUAACAGACAAGCAAUGAAUGGCAUAGGGAUAUUUUCGAGGAUAUUUGAUAAAUUUGCGUAGAAAAUA